AUUCAACCAAUUAAAAAAUAUAUCAUACCACAAAAGAUAGUCAAGUUUCAACCGUAUAUCUUUCAGAAUAAGUGAGUCUGUCUUUCGGGAACCAAAAUAAUUCUCAGAAUAGUUUAACUAUUACGCACAUUAGUUUCUGUGAAUGUUGGCGCCGAAUCGUGAUUCACGGUGUUAUCAUGUGACAUUCAAUAUUAUUUUAAUAACAAUCCUUUAUUAAAAACUGUGUCUUUAAGUGUAGUAGUAAGAGUGUAAAGUGUUGACAAAAACUGUUGUUGAUAGAAGAAUUUGUGCGUCCCUGAAUACUCACCUAGCGCCAUCUUUAACCGAAUAGCCAAAAUGAUUAGCUUAGUUUCGCUACUCGCCGCCACGCUAGUGUCGCUGCAGUGCUGCCACUCCGCCUCGACGCUUAUCGACAGCAAAAACCUACUGGAAAAUACUUUACAACCGAAUGCGCUGCCCCCCAAGCGCAAGAGCCUGAAGCCGUUCGUGUCCAUAGUGGGCGCGCCGCCCGAGCGCGCGCGGCUGCCGCGCGGCGCGCACGCGGAGCUGGCGUGCGCGGCCGUGGGGCACCCCGCGCCGCGCCUGCGCUGGCUGCGGAACGGGGAGCCCGUCGACGACUACGAGGAGAGCGCCAACGAGAUCGUGAGCGCGCACCCGUCCAGCAUCGCGGAGGUGCGGUCGGCGCUGGUGCUGCGCGCGGCGGCCGCGGGCGACGUGUUCUCGUGCGUGGCGCGCGCCGGCGCCCGGGAGCGGGUCGCUUCCACUACGGUGCUGGUUGAAGAAGCGGGAGACGAGCUUUCGGCCCUCCAAGCGUUGCUCCAGCGCGCCACGGCCCCGAUCCCCACGUACUCGUACGCGGAGGCGUUCCAGAACAUGGGCACCAGCCUCGUGCUGCCGUGCCGCGCCUUCAGCUACUCCGGCACCAGGGUGCGCUGGGCCGUCAACGGGGUGGAGGUCACGCAGAGCCCCAACAUGAGGGUGUUACCGUCAGGAGAUCUCCUCAUCUCGUCGCUGGACUUCUCGGACAUGGGCAACUACAGCUGCACCGUGGAGAACCUGUACGGCGAGACCACCGUCAGCACCUUCGUCUACCCGCUCAAGGUUAAGGAUUGAGACAGCGGUGCCCGGACGCCGACCAGCAGUUACCCGCCGAUACAAGUUCGAUGUUCCUAUACUUAAGUGUAUGUUAACUUAAUGAAUACUUAACUUAUUGUCAGGGAGCGGCCUCACUUGGAGCAUUCCAUUUGCUUUACUUGUAAUUCAUCAUUUUUAUCACUAAAAUGAAAAAAAAAACAGUGUUUUACAUCAAUGCUUCAGGUUGGUGU
Messenger RNA from Amyelois transitella, 1325 nucleotides. RefSeq names its product neural/ectodermal development factor IMP-L2 (gene IBP2). The record is from RefSeq and is a predicted model, not a curated record. The transcript has 7 exons. Gene Ontology annotation, biological process: homophilic cell-cell adhesion; axon guidance; dendrite self-avoidance. Gene Ontology annotation, molecular function: cell-cell adhesion mediator activity. Lineage: Eukaryota; Metazoa; Arthropoda; Insecta; Lepidoptera; Pyralidae. Gene Ontology annotation, cellular component: axon; plasma membrane. Bases 337 to 1113 code for a protein of 258 amino acids.